AUGACUCAAGACAUCAAGGAAUUGGCGAGGCAAUGGCUGGAGCUCGACCAAGACAAAACAACUACAGAUGAAAUCUACAAGCUGCUAGUUGAUGGCGAUACCGACGAGCUCGAGAAGCGACUUCGACAUCGCAUCGCUUUCGGGACAGCUGGACUCAGAGGGCCUAUGCAGGGCGGAUUCGCUUGCAUGAACUCUCUGACGGUGAUACAAGCUUCCCAAGGACUUGCAGCCUACUUGCUCAAAACUGAAGAGAAUGUAAAGAGAAGGGGUGUGGUAAUUGGCAGAGACGCGCGGCACAACUCAGAAAAGUUUGCCAAGCUCACCGCAGCCGCUUUUGUUGCUAAAGGCAUCAAAGUGUGGUGGUAUGAGGAACCCAGCCAUACGCCCAUGGUUCCCUUUGGCGUUCGCGAACUCGAAGCCGCUGCUGGAAUUAUGAUAACAGCCAGUCACAACCCGGCCAAAGACAAUGGAUACAAGGUCUACUGGUCAAAUGGCUGCCAGAUCAUCCCUCCACACGAUAGUGGAAUUGCUGAUUCCAUCAUGGAAAACCUGAAGCCUGUCACCUGGGAUACGACGCUGGUAGAUUCUUCGCUCCUUGUGGAGGGAAGUCUAGGACUGGUACAAGACAACUAUCAUAGAGCCAUCCUUUGCGCUGCGCAGCCCGAGCAUGUCCAAGUCAAGAUGGACCCAGAGCUCAGAUUUGUGUAUACCCCUAUGCAUGGUGUUGGCCUUCCCGCCAUGCAGCGAUGUGCAGAAACACUUGGUGUGGCCUCGCAAAUGACUGUGGUGGAAGCUCAAGCAAAACCAGACCCUGACUUCCCCACCGUAAAGUUUCCAAACCCUGAAGAGAAGGGUGCGCUUGACCUGGCAAUCGAAACGGCCGACAAGUCAUCCACACGCCUCAUCCUCGCUAGCGAUCCUGAUGCAGACCGACUCGCGGCAGCAGAGAAGGUAGGAGACAGAUGGCACAUCUUUAGCGGAAACCAACUUGGAGCGCUGCUCGGAUCGUAUCUCUUCGAACGCUACCCGGAGACAAAACCACGAGAGAAGCUUGCGAUGCUGGCUUCCACCGUCAGUUCCAGGAUGCUCGCGGCUUUGGCGAAGAAGGAAGGCUUUAAGUUUACCGAGACUCUAACCGGAUUCAAGUGGCUUGGGAACGUCGCGCGACAACUCGAUAGCGAAGGCUACGAUGUCGUCUACGCGUUCGAAGAAGCCUUGGGAUACAUGAUUCCACAAACCGUACAUGACAAGGACUCUAUCAGCGCAGCUGCAGUAUUCCUCACUGCCGCGUCGCAUUGGGCCACACAAGGUCUUACUCCAUAUGCCAAACUGCAGCAACUCUACGAGUACCUUGGCUACUUUGAGGACGCGAACACCUAUCUCGUAUCACCAUCCCCAUCCGUGACGACGUCCGUGUUCACAGCCAUCCGUGCACUGGGCAGCCCGCACCCCACCACCAUCGGGUCCCGCAGGAUUGUGCGUUGGCGAGAUCUGACCCUAGGCUAUGACUCAAAGAGCAAGGACCACAAGCCCGAUCUGCCGGUAGAUGUCACUAGCCAGAUGAUAACAUGUGAGCUAGAUGACGGGGCGGUAUUCACAGUCAGAGGAAGCGGAACCGAACCGAAGAUCAAGCUUUACAUUGAGUGUCAAGGCAAGAGUAGCCAAGAGGCGAAGAAGGGUGCUAACGAAAUAUUGGAUGAUCUUCUGCGGGAAUGGUUCAAGCCUGAGGAAAACGGCUUGAGACUUGCUUAG
This is a messenger RNA of Alternaria burnsii, 1752 nucleotides long. Its product is annotated as phosphoglucomutase protein. Gene Ontology annotation, biological process: carbohydrate metabolic process; purine ribonucleoside salvage. NCBI's taxonomy places the organism in Eukaryota, Fungi, Ascomycota, Dothideomycetes, Pleosporales, Pleosporaceae. The transcript has a single exon. Bases 1 to 1752 code for a protein of 583 amino acids. The record is from RefSeq and is a predicted model, not a curated record. Gene Ontology annotation, molecular function: magnesium ion binding; phosphopentomutase activity.